AGUUGGCAAGCAGCAGAUUGGCUGUCAUCUGUGUCUCAAGAUGCCAGCAGUUAGCAAAGCAGACCCUCUGAGUUUGCUCACAGGAACAAACUGGGUUACACGGCUGCUGGCACAGAAGAAACAAAGAAGCCUUGAAGUAACUUCCUCAUGGAGGCAUGAACAAAGAUUUCCAACGAACAAAGAAAAAGAAAUAGCCCUUGGAACUGCAAGUGUGUUCUGAAAACUGAUGCCACGAGGCAGAUAUGGGAAAGAUGACUGAAAAGAGUGGUUGCUACAGGCCUGUAAACAUACAGGGAAAUAAGAUCAGUUACCACGGCACUUGUCAAGAGAGCCCUGAGAAGGGGAUGAAAAGACUGCAGAAGCGAUUUCUCCACAAGGAUGGCAGCUGCAAUGUGUACUUCAAACACAUCUUUGGCGAGUGGGAGAGCUACGUAGUGGACAUAUUCACCACACUGGUGGACAUCAAGUGGCGCCAUAUGUUUGUGAUAUUCUCCUUGUCUUAUGUCCUUUCGUGGCUGUUGUUUGGACUAAUCUUCUGGCUGAUAGCAAUCCAGCACGGAGAUUUAUUCAAUGAUGAAGAAAUAACACCCUGUGUUGCAAAUGUCCACAGCUUCACGGGAGCAUUCCUGUUCUCCCUUGAAACCCAAACCACCAUCGGUUACGGUUACCGCUGCGUGACGGAGGAGUGCUCCGUUGCAAUCCUCAUGGUUAUCCUACAGUCAGUAUUAAGCUGCAUUAUUGACACCUUCAUCAUCGGAGCAGCUUUGGCUAAAAUGGCCACAGCUCGAAAAAGAGCUCAGACCAUUCGUUUCAGCUACUAUGCUGUCGUUGGCUUAAGGGAUGACAAGUUUUGCCUCAUGUGGCGCAUCGGUGAUUUCCGCCCCAAUCACAUGGUCGAGGGCUCGGUACGAGCUCAGCUCCUGCGCUACAAGGAAGACAAGGAGGGGAGAAUGACGAUGGAAUACAAGGACCUGAAGCUGCUAAACGACCAGAUCAUACUUGUUACACCAGUGACAGUCGUACAUGAAAUUGAUAGCGAGAGUCCCUUGUAUGGUUUAGACCGGAAAGCUCUGGCCAAGGACAACUUUGAAAUCUUGGUCACGUUUGUCUACACGGGUGAUUCGACGGGAACUUCACAUCAGUCAAGAAGCUCAUAUGUCCCCAGAGAGAUUCUUUGGGGACAUAGGUUUAAUGAUGUCUUACAUGUAAAGAAAAAAUACUAUAAGGUGGAUUGCUUGCAGUUUGAGGAAACCACAGAAGUUUAUGCUCCUCACUGCAGUGCCAUGCAACUGGAUCGGAAGGAGCAAGAGUGGAACCGAACCGAGAAGACACGGGAAAAAGAAACAGAGACAUCAGCGCUGGAGAUCAAGUCAUUCAGUACUAGCCCAAAGUCAUUCAGUGCAGUUGCCCUCAUCACCAGCUGUGAAGAUCCAGAAGACCCAGUGACAACUGCCAAUCAGCCUUCCGAAGAAGCUUCUUAUCAGAAAGCAGCUGUGACCUUAAGUAGGCUCUCAAUAGAGUCCCAAAUCUAGCCUCUUACUGCAAUUAGAAUCACUUCCAACAAAUUCUCCCAUCAUAGCUUUUAGAAUAUAAACAAUGAACUCAUUUGCACGAGUAUUUAUAUUGCAAACCUUGCUGACAGCAUGUCCACAUUGUAACACAUUGCUGAGCUGUUAGAAGGAGCUUCAUGCUGGUUAGUGUGGGUAUCAAUAACAGAUUAACACAGGCACAAGAACACAGUUUAGAUUUGAGGUGACUAGACAGCUACUGUACUUAAGCAAACUUAUUGUAAACUUUAUUACCCUGCAGGGAUCGAUGCUGGACAUAGCCAGGGAUAGAUAAUGAUCCAGGCAGGGAGCAAAACCAAUGUAGUGUGCCCUCUAGGUCAGACUUUUCAAAGCUGCCUAAUUAAUUUGGAAAGCUGGUUCCCAGUCUUCCUAGGAAGCUCUAAAACUCCCCCACCAUCACAACAGGCAAUGACUCUUUCCUUGCACCUCUCUAGCAGUUCAAAUGAAGCCUUCACCCCAGGGUAACACUGGCGAGUCUAUGGGGCUGUCCUUUGUAGAAGGGAGUGAACUGGUAAGAGCUACUGUACCCAGUGUUACUGAGGAGCUUUGGAAACCUAUUUAUACUCUGCCUGGUCCUGUGGGAUCCACAGUGGGUUCCUGGAGAGCUUUUCUCACUCUCCCAAGUGCCAUGUGGUAUAUCAGCUGGUUUGGGGCUGCAUGAAGGUUUUGUUACGUGGCUCUGACUGGCUCAAUCUGGCUCCAAACUGUCUCAGUUGAGCUGCUCUGAAAUCAAAACGAGACCUCAAGUUUCCAACCCAAAUCAGCAAAAUCAGGUUGAGCCUCAGAGAGAAGAUCAUGUUUUUAGAGUGAGCACUGUGAUAUCUUAAAUAAGAACGCCUUUCAUUGCAGAAUGUCAGCCUCACUUUCCCUUUCAGCAUAUUAUGCUGCUUUAAAAAGACAAAAAUCAAUUGGAGACCGAGCAGAGUGAUUUUUGUCAACAUGAAAUAUUUUCAUUCAUCUGAAAUGACUGUGUAGAAAUGAUCCUUCACAGAGAAAUUCAACAUCCUCAGCUGUCAGCUUGAUUUGGGGGGGAAAAAGAACGAUGGAAAAUGUUAAGGUUUUGAAGUGCCUGUGACAUGGAAGUUCCACGCUCUGCACAUCUCUGUCGGUACUCAACACAUCUCAUCAUGCUUUUUUUUUUCCCCCUGAUGAUUGCAGUUGAUUUGCACUGUGUUUAAUUGCUGUGCUGAUGUAAAAAUCAUUAUCUCUGAAUUCGUGGUUGCCAGAAAUGGGAUUUAUCUCACCUGACUUCAGUCGUCAAGAAAUACAGCGUGUGCCCACUGGUCAAGGCUCUCUGUGGUUACUGGAACUCUUCAGUGGGAGGUUGAUCCCAUCUUACUCCGGCUUCUCAGGGGGCUGAAGGCAACGAGAUGUGUUUAUCCUGGAAAUGCUCAUCCCUCCCCGCUUACUGUUGAAGGAGAUGAGAUGACUGUUGUGGAAAUGCUAACUUUAGGCUGCUAAAAUUAGGUCUGACGAGUCAUUCACAUCAUUCUGACUAACUACAAGUUUUUAUGAGCUCAUCACAUUUAAUGAAGAAACCAGCGUGCUGAACCUUAAUUUCCUGAAAUUUACUCUCUAUAGUAGUAUUGCUGCAUUAUUUUAAUGUCUCUUGCAUUCCCAUUUUGCUAGCACUUGUCUUUGGGUGUAUGUGAUCCCUUUAGGUAAACCCCAGCCCAGUAAUAAGCCUGGAGGGAGGUGGUUAUUCUGAAGCUCAUUAAUUAGCCUGUUUUAUAUGCUGAAUCAUCAGCAGCAUCCAUCUAUAACUGCAGUAGAAAACAUCUUACUGUACCCUGGAUUUGAGCACUGGCAGGCAUUGGGGAAACAGUUUGAAAAAACCCCUGAAUGUAGGGGAAGGAAUGUAGGAAAAUGUAUAUGGGGCUCAGUACUUAUGUGGUGUUGGAAAAGUCUCCAUCCGGAUUGUAUAAAGGAGAAUAUAACCUCCAAGACAUGUGAAGUAUCUUUCCACACUUCUCUGUCUUUGAGAGACCUUGGCUGGGUUACUCUGUUCGAUGUUGGGUGCCACACUUUGGGAAUAAGCAACUUGAAGAGAAUCUGGAGACCUAGAAAACAUGUCAGUGAGGAAGAAGGGAAAUAACUGAAGGUGUUUCAGUCUGGGGAAAAAAAGGUAAGGAAAUAAGCAGUUCUCAAACAAUACAGUUCUUGUGUAUCUGGUGGGUAGGACAGGACAACACGGGCUUAAACUGAAGCCAAAGAGAUUGAAGUGUAUUAGGAAACACUGCCCUAAGGCAGGCAAAGCACUGACAAGUGGGGGGGUAUGGGGUAUGUGACCUCUGUGGUGCUGGCUCUUGGGAGGUGGUGGCCAACCUUGCUGUGAACAUUCCAACCCUGUUUUUUUCUGUAAUCCUAUGACUUUCAGAAAAAGGGUUUAUAUCAGACAUAAAACCUCAACUGGUCACUUUACAAGUACUUACAUGCGUUUAUUUGCUUAUUCACAUAGGCAAAGCUACUCAGAGAGACGGGAUGCUACUGACAUACGUAAUCAAAACCCCACAAAUGUUUUCCAAAGGUGCUUCUUUCAGGUGCUGUUUGUAAAAGGAGUCUCCCCUAUCAAGCUGUGAAUCUCAGCUGCCUUUCCCUCUCCCGGUUCUGUACUGAGUGAGCCUCUUGCGGUGAAGAAAUUCUUUCCUUGGAAUGACUUUCCUGUAAGUGAAAGUACCAGGAGUCUGAUUGAGCCUUUUGUCACGUGCUUCUUGGUAUAGAUAGAUAAAAACACGUGAGCAUGUAGAGUAAUGUAUGCUUUGGCAUGGGAGUCAACCACUAACUGAUGAGGGUCAGGAAGAAACUUCUCUCCUGGGCAUGUUAAUUCAUAACAGGCUACUAUACAGUUUCUUCUACUUUUAUCUACAGCAUCUGAUACCAGCCAGUGCUGGAGACAGGAUACUGGUGGAACCACAGGUCUCAACCAGUCUGGCUUUUUUUUCCUGGGUUUCUCUGAUGUUUUAAUUCUAUUUAUCACAGUAUAAAAACUAUGUAUAGUAAUGUAGAGUGAAGCAUGCAUUGCAUUUUUAUGGAUAAAGACACAGCAAUAAAGAACA
Colius striatus (speckled mousebird) is the source of this 4624-nucleotide messenger RNA. RefSeq names its product potassium inwardly rectifying channel subfamily J member 16 (gene KCNJ16). Bases 243 to 1532 code for a protein of 429 amino acids. The record is from RefSeq and is a predicted model, not a curated record. Gene Ontology annotation, molecular function: inward rectifier potassium channel activity. Gene Ontology annotation, cellular component: plasma membrane. Lineage: Eukaryota; Metazoa; Chordata; Aves; Coliiformes; Coliidae. The transcript has 3 exons. Gene Ontology annotation, biological process: potassium ion import across plasma membrane; regulation of monoatomic ion transmembrane transport.